Messenger RNA from Puccinia graminis f. sp. tritici CRL 75-36-700-3, 1614 nucleotides. RefSeq lists its product as uncharacterized. The coding region runs from base 1 to 1614 and encodes 537 amino acids. The record is from RefSeq and is a predicted model, not a curated record. The transcript is spliced from 11 exons. Lineage: Eukaryota; Fungi; Basidiomycota; Pucciniomycetes; Pucciniales; Pucciniaceae.
AUGUUCGCUGCUAAAGAGUUAUUCCAAUUCUUUGUCUCGAAAGAGGCCAAAACUCAGUGUCAGAGCCCCGAAAGCAAGAGCCCCGUUUCACCCUCUGCUCCCCAAAGCAAGCCAACUCCCAGUCGAUCGUACACAGAUGUGGUCGCGAUCGGGAAACCAGAUCGCCAAGGGAGCAAGUUCGGAAGCGCCGGCCGGUCCUCAACGUUGCCGACCAACCUGUAUGCUUCUGGCUACGUUGAGGCCGAAAUGCUUUCCCCGAAGAUUACCCAGGGUGCACCUCGUUUACACAAACGUAUCAUCAUAUGCUGUGAUGGAACUUGGAAGAACGGCUUAAGUUCCGCGCCUAAUUCAGCGACAAACGUUUUGAAAUUAUCGCGAUGUAUCUUUCCUGAGGACCGUCGCACCUUUCCUCCUAUACCUCAAGUUGUAUUCUAUCAAGCCGGUCUAGGGACAACGGACGAUUUCGCAUUGGAUAUAACCCAAGGAGCUACCGGAGCUGGCAUUUUAGCAAAAAUCAGAGAAGCCUAUGCGUUCAUUGCUCAAAACUAUAUCCCAGGGGACGAAGUCUUCCUGUUCGGUUUCUCUCGCGGAGCUUUUACCGCAAGAACGAUCGCCAGUUUGAUAGCCGAUAUUGGAAUCUUGACCACCGCGGGUAUGGCCGACUUUCAUCAAGUGCUUGCGGCUUAUCAGGUCCGGUUAGAAGGUACAGAACGUUCAGACACCGCCGAGAAAUUCCUUGAUAACUAUCGCCAUGGAGGUCACAAACACAUGUGCCGCUUGGCUGAGGGCACUCUGAAAUGUGUAGGUGUGUGGGAUACCGUCGGAGCGUUAGGCCUACAAAAAACAGCCGGAUUCUUUGGUGAAAAUUUCAACCUGCUCGGAUUCAGAGAUACCAAGUUGAGCCACCAAAUCAAGUAUGCGUUUCAUGCCAUGGCUGUUCAUGAGACGCGGAAAGAUUUUACAGCUACCAAAUGGGUUAGGACGCCCUCGCCAAGUGGUUUCAAAGAAUACCCGCAAGUGCUCAAGCAAGUCUGGUUCUCGGGCUCGCAUAGUGAUGUCGGCGGUGGAUAUCCAGACCAUGACCUAUCCGACAUCACACUCAUCUGGAUGGUAGCCAACUUGAUGAAAUACAAUUUGCUUGCAAUCGAUGAGCCAUAUCUUAUGACUCUGCCUAGACCUCAGGCCGACUGGGGAAAGCAGGCGCCUCAUGAUCCUAGGAAAGGCAGCGUGAUGAGCAAGACUUUGAAAACUGUUCGACAGUUCCCAGAGGCUUGGGAUGAAACUUCGAUGGAAACGAUCCACCCCUCAGUAGCCUGUCAAGAAAACUUGGCCCCGGAGCUAGCCAAGAUUUUUGACGAGAACACGCCCAAGCUUUUGGAGAAGCUACUGCCAUUCGAGGAGAAGAUGCGCUUCCAUUGGAGUUCUCUGCGGAAGCAAAAUCAGAUCGAAUCGAAACAGUUAGACCAAGAAACCAAUGCGCAAGGGAACAUGCUAUUCACCGAUUUUCUGAAAACGUUCCAUGGACUAGUGGACAUCGGCCGUCUGAGUGUUGAAAUAGUUCGAGGACAAAGUAGUGAAGAAGAAGUUGCCGAAAAAGUGCUUCUUGAGGAAUGA